Messenger RNA from Rhopalosiphum maidis (corn leaf aphid), 1547 nucleotides. RefSeq names its product aminomethyltransferase, mitochondrial. Gene Ontology annotation, cellular component: mitochondrion. The record is from RefSeq and is a predicted model, not a curated record. Lineage: Eukaryota; Metazoa; Arthropoda; Insecta; Hemiptera; Aphididae. The transcript is spliced from 6 exons. Bases 294 to 1394 code for a protein of 366 amino acids. Gene Ontology annotation, biological process: glycine catabolic process. Gene Ontology annotation, molecular function: protein binding; aminomethyltransferase activity.
UAUGCAUAUUAUAUUAUUAUAGAUUAUAACUGAACAAUAUUCAUAUAAUUAUGUGUAUAAAGCAAUCGACGUUGUUCGAUUGAAAACUUAAUCGGUCGAUGUUUUAUGUUUGUAUUGUCCAAUAUUAUAAAGACCAAACAUAUAGCUAUGUCACUGCUUAAACUGAAUUCCAGACUAACAUUUUUAAAACUACGAUCACCGGGUGAGUGUUAUACAAACACCUUGCACGAUCAUACGCAAACGAUGUAAAAAAAACGAGAUUGCACGAGUUUCAUGUACGUCAUGGAGGUAAAAUGGUGCCGUUUGCUGGUUAUAUGAUGCCGGUCAAAUAUUCCGAUAGCAUAGCGUCCUCGCACUUGCAUACACGCCAGCAGUGUUCUUUAUUCGACGUGUCACAUAUGUUGCAGACGAAAAUUUAUGGCAAACAUAGAGAGCAGUUCAUGGAACAGAUUUGCGUUACAGACAUACAAAAUCUGGGCGCGGGAAAAAGUGCGCUGAGCUUGUUCAUAGACGACCAGACGGGUGGUAUACUGGACGAUUUGAUCAUAACGAAAACGAAUGGGGAUUAUUUGUACAUGGUGACUAACGCUGGUUGCAAGGAACAGGACAUGCGAAUGUUAACCGAACAAUUGGCCAUUGUCAAAUCGAGCGGUCAAGACGUGAGCUUGGAGUUUUUGGACAGCGAUGUACAGUCACUACUGGCCUUACAAGGACCCCGUGCUGCUGUCGUUUUGCAGUCGACAGUAGGUGAAUCCAUCGAUCUGUCGAAGCUUUACUUCAUGGACUCGACUACAGCCACGGUUUGCGGCGUGCCGGACUGUCGGGUUACCCGAUGCGGUUACACCGGCGAAGAUGGUUUCGAAGUGUCCGUGCCCUCUGAUCGGGUCGAGGCGAUUGCCGAGGCGUUCGUCACUCACGACGACGUGAAAUUGGCCGGACUGGGCGCUAGGGACACUCUGAGGUUGGAAGCCGGUAUGUGUUUGCACGGAUCAGAUAUAAGCAUUGAAACGACGCCGGUCGAAGCUGCGUUGAUGUGGACCAUAAGCCGUAAGAGAAGAGAUGAGCAACGGUUUCCCGGCGCUUCUGUGAUUCUGAAACAACUGAGUGACGGCGCACAACGUAAGAGGGUCGGUCUCGUUCAAAAAGCUCACGGUGCUCCAGUCAGGGGCGGAGCUAUUUUAUUUAAUGCAGUAGACGGUGAAAAAAUCGGUUCGGUGACUAGCGGAUGCCCGUCUCCGACAUUAUCCCAGAAUAUAGCCAUGGGUUAUGUAGACAGUAAAUUUGCCAAAAAUGGAACGGAGAUACAAGCAGAGGUCCGAGGACAGAAGAUACCUAUGGUUGUCACAAAAAUGCCAUUUGUGAAAGCAAAUUAUUAUUCAAAACCCAAAAAAUAACAAUUUAAUAUUUAAUUUAUGAUAACAUAAUAUUCGAUUAUUAUCCAUCACAGAGAACUACGUUGACGUUGACAUUGAUGACAUAUUUGAUCUAAAAAAAAAGAAUAGAAUAUACAAUUUUAGUGGACAAUAAACGUACCUAAUUACUAAAUA